UCCUGCCUGCAGGCCAAAGAUUCCGAGGGAACUUCUAGAACACACUCCAGAAUACCAAAGGCCCUGAGAUUCCUGAUCCAAAUUGGCUCCAAAACUGUUCCCAAGGUCCUCCUUGCUAAAGGACCUUGCCACCGAUAUAUAUGCCACAAGGCUGAGGAAUGACCAAGUAGGGCUGUUGCGUGGGCAUACGGACGUACCGACGGCCCUCCCCACACACACGCACCCAGGUCCCCAAAACGGUACAAGAGAAUCAGCUCUCCCCUGCCUUCGUUUUCUAGGAAAGGAACUCGCAGGAAUCUUAGAGGUGAUCAGAGCCGACCCCACAAGAGUAAAGCAGCAAUACCGGGCCAACGCCAGCUGUGGGUCAUGCAGACAAAGACCAAGACAGACGUACUGACAGUUGUACAGAAGGGCCUGAGUGGGAUAGAGGAGCAAACUGAAAAAGGCUGAGGCCAUCCAAGCAGUUCCUAAAAAGGGGCCUUGGGCACCUGCUGCCAUUCCCAGCCCAGCUUUACAGGGGGCAGGUAAGUGGGCAAGCGGGGGGCAGGGUAUCUAGGAGACGGCUUUUGACGUCAGCUGCAGUGCUGGGGAGACGGCAGGGUAGCAACAGGGGGAGGCUGGCGCAGUCUGGGGGGCAAGGCCGUCAGCUGAUGGUAGACAGCCAGUCAAGGGCUGGCGAUAAAAGGGCGGGGCCGCGGCCGACGUCACUGCCGCGGCCGACGUCACCGCCACUUGCCGCAUCCGCAAGAUCUCUCUAGUGCAGCUCGGGUGCAGGUCUCUGCGGGAGCCACCCUAGACCUCUACAGCUUCUUCUGUAACAUGGCUGACUCGGAAAACCAGGGGCCUGCGGAGCCAAGCCAGGCGGCGGCGGCGGCAGCGGCGGCGGCGGCGGCAGCGGCAGAGGCUGCCGCGGCGGCGGCAGAGGAGGUAAUGGCGGAAGGCGGUGCGCAGGGGGGAGACUCUGACAGCGCGGCUGGUGACUCCGACAGCGCAGCUGGUCAGACGGCUGAGGAGCCCCAGACCCCUGCAGAGAAUGCACCAAAGCCUAAAAAUGACUUUAUUGAGAGCCUGCCUAAUUCGGUGAAAUGCCGAGUCCUGGCCCUCAAAAAGCUGCAGAAGCGAUGCGAUAAGAUUGAAGCCAAAUUUGAUAAGGAAUUUCAGGCUCUGGAAAAAAAGUAUAACGACAUCUACAAGCCCCUACUUGCCAAGAUCCAGGAGCUCACCGGUGAGAUGGAGGGGUGUGCAUGGACCUUAGAGGGGGAGGAGGACGACGACGACGAGGAAGAGUACGAGGAUGAGGAAGAGGGGGAAGAGGAGGAGGAGGAGGAGGAGGAAGCUGCAGCAGAGGCUGCUGCGGAGGCGGCGGCUGCCAAAGACGAGGGUCCCCACUCUGCGGUGUCUGAUGACGCCAAGAAAUAAGCGGGGGCAGAGAUUGAACAGGAGAAUGACGACGAAAACAAAAUCCCUAUUUUUUUUUUUUCAGUAUUGGUGGACUUAAAAAUAAGGCUCAGGUUUGGGACCAAAAUACAAUGUGAAUCAAUUCUGACAUUCCUACCUAAAAUUAUAUUAAAUUGAAGCAAUCAGAUCCUGGCCAGCCCGUUUCAAAUUUUUCAUUUUGAACACAAUAAAUAUAUCAAAAGGUGUUGAAGAAAACAAGUUAAAUUUAAAAUGAUUUUUUUCAUGAUCUCUUCUGCACAGACUGCAGUUGAGGCUUAUUAAGGGUGUCAAGUAGAUGUGAAGUAAAGAAUGUCACUUUGAAAUCUAUUCAUUCCACUGUCAUCACACUACACACGGAACACCCAGACCAAGACUGAACAUGUUCUCAAUGCUUAAUUCUUCAGUUUCUUUAGUCUGGACAUUUUCCAGUGCAGAAAAAACAGAACCCAGAAGAAUCUCAUCUUUAAGACUUUGCUUUUGUAACCCACACAUCAGCUUUACACUUCAGAGAAGAGUGAUGGAAUCAUGGAAGCCUGUGAUGGAGAUCAUGACAGUACUGUUUAAUGAGACCUGGAAAACUGCCACUUCAGAUUCUAAAGAAUGUUCUAAAUGUUUGAAUUUAGACAAGCAACAUGGUUCUGAGAAGGAGGGUGUAUAACCUGUAUAAUAUUGUCAACAUAUGUGUUCGUUAUUUACAGUCUCAUGUUUAUGUGUUUUCUUGGUAGUGUCUAUUUACAAAGGUGUAAAAAAAAAAACCCAAAUGUUUAAGUAUUAAAUCCCUUUACCUAGCAUUCUAGAAAUAUUAAUUUACUUGAAAAGAUUCGUAGAAUGUAGCAAAUCCCGUAAAGCAUGUGUAUUCAGUGUUAUGUAGUUUGAUCCUUGUGAAGUCUUUUUUGUCAUGUAGCUUUUAGAAUGUAGCUGUGAAAAUUAUCAGAACUCUUCAAUGAAGCUCAUGUUUGGAAAAAAUAAAUACUUGAAGAACCAAUCCAAGUGUGUGUCCCCACCCCCAGCUCAGAAGUAGAAGGGUUUCAGUUUGCUUGUAUUAGCUGUGCCUUCAUUAUUUUGCUAUGUAAAUGUGACAUAUUAAUAAAAAAUGGUGCAUAUUCAAAUUUUACUGCUUGAGGACAGACUGUAUACAGUUAAGGAUUUUCAGGAAGGACACAUUAAAUGUAAAGACUCUUAGCUUCUUUGUGGGUUUUGAAUUUUGUGUGACUCAGUGAUCUAUAAAGAAACAUAAGCAUAAAGUUGUUUACCACUGUAGUAUUAAUAAAACAGUAUUUUCAAAAAACAAAAGGACUCAAAUACUCUGCCUGCCUGCAAUCAAAUCCCAGCUCUGCCUCCUAUAAGCAAUGAACCUUAGGCAAUUCAGUUGAUCUAUUUCAGUUUCUCCUAUAAAAGGGGAUAGUAACAGCCCCUUCCUCACAAUUAUGGAGAAUAAGUCAGUUAAUACACAAAGUCUGUAGGAUAGUGUCUGACACAUACUCAGUGCUCAAGAAAUUACAGCUAUUAUUUAUUAUUUUUUUAUUAUUACAUGAAAGAUAAAGACACUGAUUGGAAAUUCAAUUGUUCUUCCCUCCCCAGGUACAAAAGGGGGAAAAAAGAGACAUCAUUAUAUUCUUAAGUUUAUCAUUCCUCAUCAGAGAAGAAUGUGGCCUUUAAUUUAGACAAAGGAAAUUCAAUUACCUAUCUCGUUUU
This is a messenger RNA of Callorhinus ursinus (northern fur seal), 3132 nucleotides long. RefSeq names its product nucleosome assembly protein 1 like 5 (gene NAP1L5). Lineage: Eukaryota; Metazoa; Chordata; Mammalia; Carnivora; Otariidae. Gene Ontology annotation, biological process: nucleosome assembly. Gene Ontology annotation, cellular component: nucleus. The record is from RefSeq and is a predicted model, not a curated record.